Molecule: messenger RNA, 576 nt
Organism: Camellia sinensis
Lineage: Eukaryota; Viridiplantae; Streptophyta; Magnoliopsida; Ericales; Theaceae
Source: RefSeq, a predicted model, not a curated record
AUGGCGAACAAGUUGACUGACCUGCAGACAGUGGUCAACUCCAUGAUGCAAAACAACGUUAUGCAACCAUCGUUCUCAUUACAGGACACAUCGAUUAGAGAUUGCCAGGUGAGGCGCAUAUUGAUUGACCGUGGUAGCUUUGGUGACAUCAUGUAUGUCAGAUGGUACAAGGAGUUUGGCCUCCACAAGGAUGAUUUAGAGCAAUCUGACAACCUUAUGGUCGGAUUCAAUGGGACGCCAACAUGGCCUCUAGGAACUAUGAGUCUAGAGAUGCAGGUAGGGAGCAAGAAGGUAAUAAUAGAAUUUAACGUGAUAGACACUCCUUCCACAUACAAUAUCAUUUUGGAAAGACCUUGGUUGCAUGUAAUGAGGGUUGUGCCCUCAACGCUACACCAACUGUUGCAAUUCCAAACUGAACAAGGGAUUAAAGAAGUAAGGGGAGACCAAGUCCAGGUGAAAAAUUGCUUCAUGGUAGCAAUGAAAUAUACUUCCAAUGUAAGGGAAUCAGAGAGUGCAGAGAAUGAAAGCGAAGACCAUGAGGUCUUGGAUGAUGUCGGCAAAGAGCUCGCUGACUAG